Molecule: messenger RNA, 1223 nt
Organism: Dreissena polymorpha
Lineage: Eukaryota; Metazoa; Mollusca; Bivalvia; Myida; Dreissenidae
Exons: 1
Coding region: 126-1223 (365 amino acids)
Source: RefSeq, a predicted model, not a curated record
AGUUAGAGAAAAGUAUGAAAUUGAUAAUAAAAAUUAUGUUUAAUUUCAUUUCAGAGAGGGCGAAUCAUGCAACCAUGUGGCAGCGCUGCUAUAUGCAUUAGUUGACAUUACAGAUAAACGGAAAGAUGGAACAGGAGCAUCAACCUCAAAACCAUGUAAGUGGAAUAGGCCUCGGAAACGAAAACUCAGUCCUCAGAAGUCGCAAAACAUUACUUUCAAAAAAAAUUAAAUAUGAAGAAAAUACUACUGAACGUGAACCCAAACACAAGCAACAACUGAAUACAUGUACAAUGGACCGUGUAAAACCGCUGAAUCUUCAUUCGCAAUGUCUUAAAUUAAAGAGCUGUGCCCCGAAUGCAGCAUUGCUUCUAAGUAUGGAGACUGGAAAAGAAAUUGUGCAACAAGCAGAGGAUUUAAAACUCCCAAAUUUGCAUACAGUUCCAUAUAUGUAUCGUGACAGUGUAAGCAUAGAGAACCCAGUCUGUAAAGAAGCGUUCCGAAACCAUAUGUCAUCAUUACAUAUAACAAGCGAGGACUGUGUACGAAUAGAAAAAAUGACAAAAGGUCAAAGCAAGAACGACACAUGGAUGGAAGCUAGGAUGGGGCGCAUUGCAAGAUUUAUGUUUGGGACUGUAUGCAAGAAGAGAGUGGAUACAAAACCUGACAUUAUCAUAAAGAACAUCAUGGACUAUUCUUCAUUUGAUACUGAAGCUACAAGGUGGGGGAGAAACCAUGAAGCAGCAGCACGUCGAAUUUACCAGAAUAUCAUUCAUACAUCACAUCCUGGAUUGAAGGUUUUUGGAUCUGGACUUGUUAUUAAUGUAGAUCACCCACAUUUAGGGACAAGUCCUGAUGGUGUUGUGGACUGUUGUGAGAAAUGCCAGGACAGGUGUGGUGUUUUGGAAAUUAAAUGUCCAUACAAACAUAGGAAUGCUUCUGUAAGUUCUGUUUAUGAGGCCUGUCAAGACAAAUCCUUUUGUUGUUCUGUGCUCAAAGGAAAGAUUUCAUUAAAAAAGACACAUUCUUUUUAUUACCAAAUCCAAGGUCAGAUGGCAUUGACUGGACGACAUUGGUGUGACUUCUUUGUUUGGACAUUGAAAGGACAUUAUGUUGAUGCUAGUUUCUGGAAAGAAAUGUCAUCAAAGUUGAAUUUGUUUUACGAACACUAUGUUGUUCCAGAAUUCUUUACGGAGCGUAUUAAACGCGGAAAGGAACUUGUGUGA